Messenger RNA from Armigeres subalbatus, 1091 nucleotides. RefSeq lists its product as uncharacterized. Bases 316 to 798 code for a protein of 160 amino acids. Lineage: Eukaryota; Metazoa; Arthropoda; Insecta; Diptera; Culicidae. The record is from RefSeq and is a predicted model, not a curated record. The transcript has 4 exons.
GUUGCCAAAUAAAAAUGGCAUGCUUCCGCCACAAUUUUUAUCCAACCAAAUAUCUUUUGUUAUCUUCGCGAAGUAUCUACACAAACGUACUGAACAAAUCUGAAGUGAUUAUUUCACAAUUAAAAAUUAUUAUUCCUGGGUAAAUAAUUCAUUAAAGUGCACUGAGUGCGCCACAUUUUGAAAAUCAAUCAACUAUAGUGAGCUGCCGAGUACAGGUUCCAGCGAUCAAUUUGAAGACACGUCGGCCCGAUUCGGGAAAAAAUGAGAUCGAUUAUCUAGUCAAAGCAUAAUUAAAACGCUUUAUUAAUAUGAUUCAUGCAUAGCAUGCACAUCCCCAGAGUAGUUGCUUUCAUCCUAUACCUGAUCGAUGAUUUCCCACGUCAUCAGUGUGAUGAAAGUAAGAUCAACCUGCACUACGAAAACUCAGGGAUGGCUAUUUAUCUGGAAGCAACUGCCUGGACCAUGAAUCAAUUGGACCGAAACUUCUCCGAAAACAAAAACAACUCCACGAGUCACGCUGCUAUGUCUUUUCCCCACGGUGUAGAGUGUCCUCUACUGUGCCAAGUUUGCACACAGUUCACAGUUUUAAAAAUCAGGGAAAAAAUUGUCGUUGCAAAGUACUUCAUAACCGUUGGAAUCAGCACCUUAAGCUUGUCGUCGUUGAAUAGCAGCAGCAACUCGGACGAAACAAAAAGGAAACUCUGGUCUAGUGAAGCUUUGGUUAGCAAUGUAUACGAAUUGCAUGAACUGGAACUGAGAAGAAACUUGGUGAUCCGCAGCAAAGAACGUCAACUGUGAAAGACGAAAAAGUCGACGACAAUUUUGAAAAUCUAUUAGCACCAACCAAGUGAACAUCAAAACGUUCUUACGAUUAGCAUGAACGGUGUUUCUGUAGCCGUUGAACAAAGAAAGUAAUGCGGUCUAAAGUGCACAUAUUUGUAACAACAUAUCGAUUUCAGCAUUUCGUGCAGAUUGUACAUUCGUGUGAAGAAGUUUAGCUAGUUGAACGGCUCCUUCUAAUUAUUCUGAAAUUGUAGUUCGUAUUAGUCAGCAGCUGUUUGAAACUAAUACUUACCGUUGACCUUUAUUCA